Molecule: messenger RNA, 2682 nt
Organism: Galdieria sulphuraria
Lineage: Eukaryota; Rhodophyta; Bangiophyceae; Galdieriales; Galdieriaceae
Product: SIT4 phosphatase-associated family protein
Exons: 7
Coding region: 57-2423 (788 amino acids)
Molecular function (GO): protein phosphatase regulator activity; protein phosphatase binding
Source: RefSeq, a predicted model, not a curated record
AAUUUUCAAAUCUUCUUGUGGGCUUUCUGCACAGUAGUGGCGCACUUCCAACGGUCAUGUUUUUCAGGGCAGGUUUAGGGUCUCCAGCACCAAUAGACCUGUUUUUGGACAGAGUUGAGCGUGAAAAACUACUUGAAAAAGUUGAAGAGCCACUUACGACUGCUAACGAUGAAAAUGAGCAAGAGGGGGAACUAAACACUUCGAACCCAGAAGAGCGUCUUGUCACAGAGGGGAGUCAAACGCUGGCUGUGGAAGAAGCUGAGAAAAAGCCUGAAAGUCGCGAAGAUGUGAAUUAUAGUGAGAAGGAACCUUUGUACAGGGCCAUCAAGUUGCUUGCAGAGCUGCUAGACGAGGAUGACUUGCUGGUGGAACUGAGAGCUUCCAACAAAAGACUUUUAAACUUUUUUUCAAACCCUUUAAUUAUCAAGGCUCUGAUAUCUUACGUCACCGACACGGUUCCCCGUUUUGAUGAAGACCAAAUGGACCUUGCGAAACUCAAGUUUAAGUUUCCCUUGGUUGCUUGUGAAAUACUUUGUUCCGAAAACCUCAGACUGAGAGACCCUUUUGCUAAUCAUUCAGAUAGUUUAAAGUUGCUUUUUUCGUUUUUACGUAAACCCACUGGAGAAAUAGACAUGUCAACAACGGGAAAUUUUGCAAGGGUCGUGUUGACACUAAUACGCCUAUAUCCGGAUGUUAUAAAGAACUUUGUUCAAGAGAACUUGUGGAUUUUAGACUGUCUCAUUCAGCAUCUUUAUUGUAUGUCAUUGGCCGAUAUUCUGUUGCGUCUUUAUCUUCAUGUUGGUUAUGAUAUUCCCAAAUCCUCCUUGUCUUGGAGUCUUUCAGAAAGCCAGAGUUUACAAACAUUUCCGGGUUAUCUCAUCUUUGAUAAGCUCGGAGAGAGUUUCUCUCCUUCUUCGUUUCCCGAGCUUGAUGACUUCAACAGAAAUGAAGCUAUUUCUAAUUCAGCCUCCGUUAUGGUAGGUAUUAUACAACAAAGUAUCUCUACAAGUGACUAUAUGGAAGUCCCGGAAGAAGUCGAUAUUAUUAAGAGGUCUUUCAUUAUUGGUAAGGUUUUAGACGAUGGUUUAGUGGAGGCAGAAGAUCAUCAGGGAGAUUUUGACAACAUAUGGUCCUGUCCAGCCCUAAUGAAUGCUCUUAGAGUUUGUUGUGAAUUGCUUAUUUCGUUGAAUUCGUUGAAAGGUGAAUCAUCUAUGUCGGAAAAAUCGUAUCGAAGACAUUCGACUACGUUUGCCUCAUUAGAAAGUAGUGAAAUUUCAGUUACUGACGCCAAUAACAAAAAUCCACUAGCAAUUGUAGAGAGUGAACUUGUAUCCAAACUUCCCAAGUUAGGUUCCUUUUUGGCUAAGGUAGGAACCGAAAAUUUGGGGUUGGUUGACUCCAGGAAAGUACUUGGCACGUUGCGAUUGAAAAUUGCCGAAUUUUUUCUGACUUGUUUAGUUACCUGUAGUCAGGACACUGUUGUGGAAAUAUUUCGUCUUGGAAUUCCGAAACUUCUUUUACGACUUUUUGUUGUUUGUGAUAUGUGCAAUAUUCUCCAUAAUUAUAUUGUUUCCGUCAUUUCAUCAUGUUUUUGUGGAGACUUUAAAGUUGUACAAAAAUUGUGGAUUCAAGAGUGCCAUAUUUAUGAGUGGUUGGUUGAAGCUUGGUCUGAAAAUGACAAAAUCGACGAUUUAAGGUUCCGCAAAGGCUAUAUGGGUCAUCUAACUCAGAUCGGCAAUAUAUUAAGUCAAUAUUUGGAUGAACAAUACGAACUUGUUGUCGAAUACAUUUGCAAGGAGGAACUUGAACUUUUUGAACACCUUCGAAAUACUUACUUAUCUCAAACCAAUGAGAUCCAGUCCAAACCUUUGGGAGGUUCGCAUCCAGGACAAUUACUUUCCAGUGCACAGAUGCCGGUUCCGACAUCUAGUCUUAACUUUCCUGAAUAUGAUCAAUUCAUGGCGGAGAUAACCUCAUCAGACGCGGAGGCAGUAAAGAAGUUUGCGGAAUAUCUAUAUGAACAGACUAACGGAGAAAUCGACAACGAAGAUGAUGAAGACGAAGAGCUUAUGGAGAGUUCACGUGCUGUUCCAGUGACAGAAGAAGCAAAUGAUCCCGAAACAGACGAUAUUUUUAAACAAGCUGUUGUUCCAUCUUCGGAAAGUCUUUUAGUAACGGAAGAGACAACAGAAGAUUAUGAACUAGACUUUGAGAGCGACGAUACUGAUGAGGUAGACUUUGAUGACUUGGCUUUUACUGGUGAUGCUAUUUUUGCAUCAGCUCGUGAUUUCCCUUCAGAGAGGGAUCUGGAACAACUCAGAAGUGCUAUUGCCGAACAGAAAUUAACUGCUGAAGAAGCUUAUGAUGCCUAUGAAGAGGAUCAUUUGUCUUCUGUUGAAGACGAAAGAGUUUAUGAAAAAUGAGGAAAACAUCUCGAUAAUUCUCCAAUUUUCUGGUCAUUAGGGAGUUUUGAAUCUGUUUUAAGGUUAACAAUGAUAUGAAUGUUUGCAUAUUAUCGCAAUUAGAGUUGCAAAGAUGGUAAACGUCAAGUUGCAAUCACAGCAGAGUUCUUUGAGUUGGCCAAGUAGAUUGGCUAUUCAGUUAUGAUAGAAGAAAACCCUUUUGCUUGACAAUCAAACGACAAUAGAAUACAGUAAAUGUCAUAAAUUGAUUUGCGAAUGG